UAAUCUCUUCUACUGUCGACGCUACUAUGAUAUCUUAGAAUUUUGACUAUAUUUUAUUAAUCGGCAAGAACAAAUCUCCUUUUCUUUUAAAGAUUGUAUCACAGUGCCAACCCUCUUAUAUUUUCUCUGGCAUAUCAUGAACGAGACAUAGACAGACAGCUCCAGUGUCUUUCCGUGUGGGGGAGGAAAUUCCUUUUUUCUGAGGAAAUUAGUAGUGAAUUAACGCAGAUUCCACGGAAGUUACGUCCUGCAGUCCAAAAUGGAAGAGAUAGACAGCUUGAUUCAGUCUCUUAUGGAGAAAGAAAUUCCUGAUGGGCGACAGGCUUUGAAAGAUGGGCACGAAAAUCUGGCCAAAGUCGCAGCUUACUGCGAACAGAAAUAUCGAGACGCAAACAAGCAUCACGCUUUACCGGGCUCAGAUAAAGCAAAGGCUUUCGAAGAAACAAGGGCUGUUCUGGAAGAGACGAAAAAGUACGCUACACAGUCGCUAGCAAGCGUGGCUUAUCAGAUAAACUCUUUAGCCCUCAGCAUGUUGAAUUUGAUGGAUAAUCAAGCUUUAAAGGUGGAGGGACUGGAGGCAACGGUUCAUCUCUUUGGACAGAGUGUUGAAGCUCACAAAGAAAAAGUGGCUCGUCUUAAGAUAGGCGCUCUUGGUUCCAACAAGUCGAGGAAAAAGGUACCUAAAAUAGUGGCUCCAGCUGAAAAAGAGGAACGUGAAACAUAUGACUAUGAGGGCAUGCCAAUUGAUUUUCACAGUCUGGAUAAUUUAGGGAAUGGUGCCAAGACAAAGAGCAGAUCUCAAGAAAGUCAACAAAGUAGCAAAAAAAAAGGAGGCAGAGGAAGUUCAAGGAGAGCACAAUUGACAAAUCCCCCACCCCCUCCUGUACCUCCACCUUCUGUACCCUCCUUAGACUCAGAUCUGCCCUCUCCCCCCUUGGUGGCAAACCAGGUGACUGCAUUGCCAGCAGAUAAUGGUGCUGGGAUCCCUCCUCCACCACCACUCCCAACAGGGGUACCUGCUCCCCCACCACCUCCUGGCAUUGGAGGCACAGUACCUCCCCCACCACCAGCCCCUGGUAUAGGGGGAUCAGUACCUCCCCCACCACCUCCCCCCAGUAUUGGAGGAUCAGUACCAUCCCCACCACCACCCCCUGGUAUUGGAGGAUCAAUACCGCCCCCACCACCACCCCCUGGUAUUGGAGGAUCAAUACCACCCCCACCACCACUUCCUGGUCUUGGAGGAGCAGUUGCAUCUCCACCUCUGCCUCCUGGUACUGGAGGAGCCAUACCACCCCCACCAGCCGUAGGGGGAUCAGUACCUCGCCCACCACCACCUCCUGGUGUAGGAGGAGCAAUUCCUUCUCCAAGAGCACCCCCUGGUAAAUUAGGCACAGUUCCUCCUCCCCCACCACCACCUCCUGCCAUGGGAGGAGCAGUUCCCCCACCACCAACACCUGCUGUUGUACCAUCCCCACCGACUCCCCCUAGCUCAGGAGGAUCAAUUCCUGCCCCACCACCACCCCCUCCUUUGCCAAGUGAUGGUGCCAAUGCUAAGCUAUCCAAACCAGGCGAAGGUAGUCAAGCCUCCUCACUCCCUCCCUCUGAGGAAGAAUACUACCAAUCCCCAUCAUCACUACCAAUGCCCGUGCCACAAGAGGAUUUGUACCAGGUUCCCUCUGUGCUAACAGGAAAAGGGACCUCUUGCAUCCCUAAAAACUACAUAGAAAAAGUGGUGACCUUGUAUGAAUAUGUUAAAGAAAGAGACGACGAGCUUACAUUUCAAGAAGGAAAGAUCAUUUACGUCGUCAAGAAACAUGAUAACGGUUGGUUCGAGGGUGUCAUGGAAAAUGGAGCAAGUGGCCUCUUUCCAGGAAAUUAUGUGGAAGUUUAUGACGCUCCGCCUAAAAGAGUGUGGCGUCUUGGCAGUAUCGACGAAGAAACAGACGAGCACGUCUUGUUAGAGAGGGAUAGCGAGAGCUUCCGCAAUUUCACGUCUCCCAAAGAAAUCGUCAGCCAUUGCUGGAGAAAUCGCCUGGCGGAAAGGCUCCCUUUGUGGAAUCUUCGACAACCCUCAUCCUCUCGUCGUCUUCCUUGUUGCAAGUCUGGUCUGGGUCUUAUACUCACCACAGCAUCUGGCGUCCUGUUCGCGAUAGCAUCGCUUUUUGUGAAGCUUUCCAACACGUCGAUCCCAGCGUUUGAAAUCGUCUUCUUCCGCCUUGUGAUCCAAACCGUUCUUGUUGUUCCUGGUGCCAUCUGGGCGCGGGCAGACUUGUUGGGCGAGAGGGAACACAGACCAUUCCUCGUAUGCUUCGGCGCAGUGAAUUUUGCUUCUGUCUCUUGCAUUUACGGAUCGUUCACCAAGCUACCGUUAGGAGACGCAACUGUUUGUAUAUCGACAACCCCAAUUUUCACCGCUCUGGUUGCCUACGUUUUCCUAAAAGAAUCUUGGCAUAUUUUUGACGCAAUAGCGACCUUUGUAUGUAUGGGUGGAGUGGUCCUUCUAACGAAACCAACAUUUCUCUUCGGCUCUUCAGCAAAUCUAUCAAGCCACGUGACCGAGUCGUCCCGUCUGAUUGGUUAUGCUGUGGCACUGUCCGGAGCUGUCGUCCAAUCAUUGACGUUCGUUAUGGUCCGUAAAGUUGGUGGUUCUGUGAGCUUCUACACCAAUGUCUUCUACUUUGGCUGGUGCAGUGCACUCCUAUCUGGUUUGACCAUGUUUGUUUUUCAAAAACCUGUUAUUCCGGAUUGCGGGACGACAAGGUGGUUCCUUAUUGGAGUAGCUCUCUGUGGAGUAUUCGGAAGUUUCUGCUUGAACCGGGGUCUUCAGUUGGAGAAAGCAGCCCCGGCAGCGCUGAUGAGGAAUGUAGACAUCCUGUUGGCCUUUUUAUUUGACUACGCUAUCUUUGGACAUAAGCCAAGCCUCCUUACUUUGCUUGGGGGUCUGCUUGUGGUGUUGUCAACCGGCGGAGUGGCCCUGGAUUCCAAGAUGGCGGAGGUUGAAAAUUUACUUCUCUCACUGAUUGAGAAAGAAAUCCCCGAAGGACGACAAGCAUUGAGAGAUGGCCAUGAAAAUCUAGCUAAGGUAGCAGAAUACUGCGAAAAGAAAUAUCUGGAGACAAACAAUCGGUUUAAAUCGGGCGGAGACAGGGCGAAAGCGCUCGAGGAGUCAAGGGCUGUUCUCGACGAGACGAAACAAUUCGCGACGCAGUCCCUGGCCAGUGUAGCUUAUCAGAUAAAUUCCUUAGCUAUGAACAUGCUUGGCCUGUUAGAUCAACAAGUUUUGAAGUUACAGGAAAUGGAGUCGCGGAUAAAUCAUAUAUCGGAGACUGUUGACAUUCACAAAGAGAAAGUGGCUCGAAGGGAGAUAGGUGUGUUAGCAUCAAGCAAAUCAACUGGACGCACUCACAGAAUCAUAGCCCCAGCUGAGCAAGAGAAGCCUGUCAGAUACAGCAGAAGAACAACUGAUUAUUCCCUGCUUGAUCAAUUAGGGCAUGGAGUCAAGACAAGUGAUCGUCAAGAUAGCCGGCGUCGUCAAAGCAGCAAGAAAGUGAAGCCACAACAGCAACAAGCUGCAAACAGAGGGAGCCAGCGCCAACCAGUUGCAGGGACAACGAGAAGAGCACCACUUAUUAAGCCUCCACCUCCUCCUGUUCCUCCACCAAUGCCUCCUUCUGUUCCCUCCUCAGAACUAGGUCCAACCCCUCCUCCUUCUGUGCCUGUUCCACCUGCUACUCCAUCAUUGCCAGGUGAUGGUGCCAUAGUCCCCCCACCCCCUCCACCCCCAGGAAUGCCUUCUGUUCCAUCACCCACUGGCAUACCACCUCCACCACCACUCCCUGGUUUUGUAUCCCCUCCUCCCUACCCCAGUAUGGGAGGACAAGUACCUACCCCACCCCCUCCUCCAGCUUUGAAUGCACAUGGUGGUGCAAUGAACCUUCCUCCACCAGAUUUGAUUCCCCCAUCAGAAGUUGAUGGAGAGAGCACUUAUGAAUCUGUGGUUGAUGCAAUGGGUUUGCCCCCACCCCCACCCUCUGAAGAUGACUUUUACCAGGCCCCAUCAUCCCUUCCCAUGCCUGCACCACCAGAAGAUUUGUAUCAAGUGCCACCCCCACCAGUGGAGGGACAGUCUGGUGUUCCUGAUAACUAUAUUGAGAAAGUGGUGUCCCUGUACAGCUAUGCUCAGCAGAGAGAUGAUGAACUCACAUUCGACGAAGGAGUGAUCAUUUAUGUUGUCAAGAAAAACGAUGAUGGUUGGUUUGAGGGUGUCACAGAAAGUGGCGUUACUGGUCUCUUUCCAGGAAACUAUGUGGAAGCUUGUCUUUGAUUCAAGACAUCUCAUUUGGUGAACCAAUUAUAAAAUGUAACUAGAAGUUUGCCACUGAAAGAGAACUUCAAAAUCAGAGGUUUAGCUGAUUACAGACACUGCUUUACAUGAAAGCUAGAAUCUUGCUUAAGUGACAGGCUUUGAGUUCACUGAUAAUCCCUUGUUGACUUUUUUUCUGUUGAUUCUCAUCAUUUGUUGUCUUGAUAUUGUUUAAAUAUUGCAAGGAGAAAUUCUGUCUUGGUCACUUAUGGGGGUUAAAGGAUUCAGAAAUCAGCUAAGCUUGCAGCUAAUGAUCACACAUAAACCUUCAAGUAAAGCCUGAUAAACUGGUCAGAAGCAUUGUGCAUUUUAGAGGCACUUCCUUUAGAAUAAUUAACAAUUAUUUACCAAAUGGAGGUGAAUAGUGGUGGGUAUUUACCUGGCCACAAAGUGGCAAGGUAAAUAUCCACCACUUUCAAUGACACUGAAAUGAAUAAUUAUUUUAGUAUAUACCACACAUAUACCAAAAUACUAGUUUGUCUCUUUCAAUAUAUGAAAGAAAGGUUGGAAAUGAACCUCGAUGCAUGAUUUUGUCUCACCAGCUUCUUGGAGGUGAAUAGUACUUGCCAUUCACCCCCAAACUAGCCAAUCAGCAUGCAUGAAAAGAACUAUUCAUUUGUGUGGUAUAUACUGAAUACUUGAUAAAGAAGGAAGUGUCUAAUGCUGUCAUUGAUGCUGGCUGAAAAUAUUUAGGUUUUUUUGAUGGAAACAAACAUCACAUUCUAAAAUAUUUUUUAUGAGAAAUAUAGUUAAGAUUAUCAACAGCUGGUUGGUAGUAGGUUAUUACAUAGUCUAUUUUUUGUAUAAAAUCGGGUUUAUGUUAAGGACCAGAAACAUUUAUGGAACAGCCUUUAGGGAUAACAUUUUUAUGGGUCUCCUUUAAUACCCCUUUACAGUCAUAAAUUCAAGGUAUCUUUUUUGUUAUGUAGUUUGGUAAAGAAGAGAAAAAUGGAAUUUUGAUAUCAUGAGAUAUUCAUUUGAUGGGGAGGAAUGUUAGAAAAGAAGACACUCAAAAAUGAGAAUUAGUUAUUUUAAUCUUAUAACUUGUGUAUAAUAAAGUAUCUAUGAAGCUGUAUAUUUAAUUGGCUAUCUACUCUACAAUUCAAGGUUGUCUUUAGGUGGUGCUCUCUAGAAUUAUACCUUUGCAGAUAAUCUAUGUUGAUUUGUGAAUUUAUCCUCCUUAAUCCUUAAUUGAUCAUUAAAAUUAAAUUUUCCAUUGGCUUUAAGCAUCUCUUUUAGAGGAGAGAAGAAGACAAAAAAUUGCUAGAUACAGGAUUUUUGUGGAAAAUCUUGAGGCCCUUUUUUGCUUAGAUUAUCCUGUGAGCAUCUUUUGAUGUUUGUUUGUUUUAUUGUAAUUGUACAGAGAAAAUUGAAAGGGAAGUUUUUUCACCUUGCCUCCAAUUAAUUACUCAAUAAAGAUGAUAAUUAUUGUAAUAA
Pocillopora verrucosa is the source of this 5800-nucleotide messenger RNA. The record is from RefSeq and is a predicted model, not a curated record. NCBI's taxonomy places the organism in Eukaryota, Metazoa, Cnidaria, Anthozoa, Scleractinia, Pocilloporidae.